Closterium sp. Yama58-4 is the source of this 2400-nucleotide messenger RNA. The record is from the annotation of a GenBank genome assembly. Lineage: Eukaryota; Viridiplantae; Streptophyta; Zygnematophyceae; Desmidiales; Closteriaceae.
AUGAUGCCGGGCAUUUCCGCUCUCUCGGAGAGCGGAAUCGACGUGGAGGGGCUGACGCCGGAGCAGAUUCGCAUGCUCGCCGUCGACAUGCGCGACGCGGCACUGACGGAAGGCGCGGAGGACGACGCGGAGCAAGCGGACCGCGCCCUCGCGUCGUUCGUUAAGACCAGCACGCUUGAAGCCGCCAGCCUGCUAGCUAACAGACGCGCCACGGCAGCGGGGAAAACAGUAGGCGGAGGGGCAAGGACAGGCGGAAAGGGUGACGGCGCAGCAGCAACCGCGGCAUCAGCUGCUGCGGCCGACCCUCCGUUAUCCGUUUCAGCAACAAGCUCAUCCGCAAAGCCAGCAGCCGAUAUUGCCGUGCCCGCUGACGACGCCCUCGCUGCCGCCGCUACAUCCGCUACAGCCGCUACAGCUGGCGAUGCCACAGCUGCUGCAGCGAGUGUGGUGUCGCCUGGUCGCGGUGCUGCUCGCGCUGCCGGCAGCAGCACGGGGACGGCAGCAGUGGGUGCAGGAGGGGCGGCGUCCUUGCACGGGCUGCCCUGCUACAUUCACUUCGCCAACCACCGCGUAGCAGCGACCAUAACGCUGUCGCCAGCGUGCAUUGACUUCGGCAUAGCGCCCUUCCGCAUCCGCCGCACCAACUUUGUGGACCUGUGGCGUGUGCCCGAGCGCCCCGUGCUCGUCACCACGCCCCGCACGCCCAAAACCCGUGCUGCUGCCGCAGCUGCUGCCAAGGGAGGUAAACGGCCGAGUAAAUCCGCGUCUUCCACUCCUCGCACUCCAAACAAGAGUGUGUUUUCGAAAAAGGAUUUUCCGGGAUCGACCCAGCCAGCCAUAGACGCUGCUGCUGCUGCUGCUGGUGGAGGGGGAGGAGGGGCAGGGGAGGAAGGAGUGUUACUAGCGGCAGUGGCAGCAGCAUCAGAUGCGAAAUCCCUCGAGGGAUCACGUGCCUCUCCAAAUCACAACCUCACUGCUGCUGGUACAGCUGAUGCUGGUGCUGGUGUUGAUGGUAAGGGUGAUGCGGUGAGUGAGGGUGGUGGUGGGGGUGCUGAGAGCACGCUGUGUGCGCCUGUGGUGGUGCAGCCUCGCUACUCCACCGUGAUCUCCCCUGAAGGAUCUCCCCGUGCUGCUGUUCCUUCCAAGCACAAGCCACAGCAGCCGCAGCAGCAGCAUAAGUUGGAAGCAGGCGCAGAUGAAGGCACUGCCACGCAUCCAUUCUCUGCGGUGGGCGGUGGAGAGACUGAAGUUGAUCCGUUGCUGGGUGCAGCAGCAGCAGCAGCAGCAGCAGCAGCAGCAGCAACUGCAGCAGCAGCAGGGACCAGCGCAGGAGCACCUGAACGCCCUGGGGAAGAACAAGGGACUGAACCACAGCAAGUGCAGCAGCAGCAGCAGCAGGACGGGAGAAAGUAUGCGAUGGUUCCUCUGAGUGUUGAGGAUGUGGCAGCAGUGGAGCUUGGGUUGGAGACAUGGGAGGUGGUGCUCCUAGAGAGGGACGAGGAGAGGAAACUGAUUGCUGCAGCAGCAGCCGCCGCAGCAGCGGCAGGAGGAGGCGUGGGUGGUGAGGCAGAGAAGGGGAGUGGGGUGGCAGAGGGCAGUCGGGAUAUCUGCAUGACUCCACCUGGUGCUGGCAAGCGAACCAGAAGCUUCCAGUUUGAGACGUCCAUUGCAGGCUACGAUGCAAUUCGAGCCAUCAUUGACGGGUGGACGCAGGGAGCAGAGGACCCAGCAGCUGCAGCAGCACAGGAGGCCGAACUCAGCGACAUUCGCCUUGCCGCUGCAGCCGCCGCCGCUGCCGCCGCUGCCGCUGCUGGUGGUGCUGGCGGCAGCAAGGUAGCUGCUGCUGCAGCAGCAGUGUUCAGUCCGCGUGACCCAGCAGAGGGUACUGGGAGGCACAGCAUCAGCUGUGACGGCGACACGUCAUCUGCCUUCUCAGAUUACACAGAGGCCGAUGAGAGGCGGCGCCUGCUCACCAACCCCUUCCACUCCACCACCCCCACAUCAGCAACAGACCCCCCUUCUGCCACACCCGGUGGGGUUGACUCAGAAGCAUCUCCUGCGGUAGCUGGUGCUGGUGCUUGUGCGGCUUCUGCACGGGUUGCUGCCGCUGUAGGCCCCUCCUCCUCCACUCACACGGGUGUGUCCCCAACCUAUGGCAUAUCCACGGGGGACGUGCCAGCAGCAGGGCUCAUGUCGUGGUCAUCUGCGCUGCGCAGUGUGGUUCCCCGGAGCCGAACAUCCUUUGAUGCUACUUAUGUGCGUAUGGAGCCUCUAGGAGGGGGAGGAGGGGGUGUGGGAGGUGAGGGGGGUGGCGCUCGCCCGCGUUCUGCUGUGUCUGGUGGAGCAGCAGGGUUUGUUCGCAGCAGCAGCGUGACAGGGCCCGGAGAGAACAAGGGUUAG